UCGCGUUUAAAAGGAAAGCAAUUGCCUAAUCAUACCGGAUAAUAAAAUUAAAAGACAAAAAGAAAUAAACAAAGCACCUCAAUUAGAAAAAAAAAAAAAAUCGGCAUCCUUAUCUGUUGUUUCGCCGGCGGAGGGGAAAAAGAUCGAAAAUGUCACUGGAGGCCCCGCUUUUCCAGGAAGCACCACGCUGCGACGUCUGCAAAUGCAGCUUCACCACUUUCAGACGCCGGCACCAUUGCCGAUGUUGUGGGAAGACAUUAUGCCAUGAACAUUCAUCUAAUCAAAUGGCUUUACCACAAUUUGGCAUACUUUCGUCUGUUAGAGUUUGUGCAGAGUGUUUCAAUAACUGUUCAGGAUCGGCAAAAGCUGAUCCUCAGCAUUCUUUAGGUGGAGUUGAUUCUGUUACAGAUGAAGUCUUUAGAUUAAACAUUAGUGCAGUUAUGGUUUCAAAAACUGAAGCAACUGCAGAGCAUCAGCCUUUUUCAAGCAUUCCAGAUUGCAAGUGUGGCAUGCCUUUGUGUAUUUGUGAAUCUCCAGCACCAACAACAGAUGCACUUCCACUUAAGAUGAAAAACCAUCCAUCCUCAGUGGCUUCAUCAAAUCCAAAGUCAAAAAAGACUGACACUGUUCCCAAGAGUAGAGGCUCCACUUCAAACAGCAAAUCUUGUUUGGUUUUCAAUCCUGGUCUGGUGACCAAUGGUACUGCUGCAGAUAGAUCUCAGAUGGAUUAUGAUAUCAAUGGAGAGGGUUUAAGAGAAGCUAUAAAGAAUGGUGAUACUGCUGCAGUCAAAAAGCUUCUAAACGAGGGUGUAGAUGCAAAUUACCAUGACAAGCAAGGAUUAUCUUUGCUGCAUCUGGCAGCAAUGUUCAAUCGAACUGAUAUAGUGUUUGCCCUCAUGGACUGUGGAGCAAGCAUGUAUUACAAGAAUGCACAGGGAGAAACACCACUGGAUUGUGCACCAGUCACUUUGCAAUACAAGAUGCAAAUGAAGAUGAAAGAAAGCGAGCAGGGUGAAAUCAACUAGACAAGGGAAUUUGAAGGAAGAUACAUAAUUUACUCCGUUAACCAACAUGCACGAGCUCGAGCUGUCAGCUUCAACAAGAUAUUAUUGAUAUAAUGCUUCAAGCUGUCAGCUUCAACAAGAAACUAUAGUUAUAAUGCUGGAAGUGUUUGUAUUAUAUCUGUUAGACAAGCUGUCAAACAGGCAGCAGGACAUGGAGGCUCAAUCAAAAUGCUGUUUUUUCCUUUAUUUUGAUCAACAAUCAGAAUGCUGUUGCGAGGCAAUAAAAGUUCCUACUAAAAUACUAAACUCGUUAGUUCUGUUACUAUUCUGGUAACAUGUAACAUGCGCGAAAUACGAUGGGCCACUUCGGUCGGUAGAUGAGCUGGCCGUUUUAGUCUUCCUUUUCCCUGUUUUAAUCGUUGGGUUUGUGACACAAUUUCUCGAUACCCCUUAGAUUUUGCCUUUGAGACAUGUUUUGUAUGCAACUGUUAAAUCAAGUUCAUUGAUUGCAUAUAUGCUUGUAGACUGUAGUUUAUAGUGGGGUCGGGAAACAGACUUGAGCUGACAAACAUUGACCUAGCCCUCGUCUGUUUGUGUUAGAUAAGAUAUACGGACCAUUAGCCAUAUGUUUGCCGAAAGAUGUUACAACGUCUACCUUUAUGAUUCGGUCAUCUACUUUAAAUGAAAGACACAUGUAAAUUGCAACAGCUGCCUUUUUCUUUAUUUAAUCUACUUUGCAUACGACAUGGUCAAAAUGUUUGCUCGAUGUUGGAAGCAUGGAUAAGGGUUUAAUUGUUUACAUUAAUUCAUUCAACAAAAUCUUCUUGUAACCAUGAGUUGCCAGCAUCGAAUAAUGGUCAAACCUGGCCAAGUCGUGCUGCGGCGAACGGAUAGGAAUUCCCUGAACAAAAGACCGAUGCUCACCUCAUUCUUUUGCAUGGCGUCUGCAUGCAUCAAAGCUGGCUUUUGGGUAACCAAGGUCCCUUUUCCUGGAAGGCAAACCAUGGCUGUAAAUUUUCUCUAUUGUUUCUUAUCUUUUUCUUUAUAUAUUUUUCCCACCAUUGCCUUUCUCCAACUUAAAAUCGUAAAGUAACAUUGGAAAUGGUGGUGAGUUGGUGGGAUCUGACUGGGAUUGUGGAAACUAAAGUGUGAUGGGGCCAUUUCUAACGUGUCAUGUGAAAAAGCAAAGAUUUUGCAUAUAUAUGGGAUGAUGAUCUCACCUUUCUGUUCCACCUAACAUUCUAAAAUUAAUCUGCUCUUUUAUUUAAUGGAUGAUGUGUGAUGAUUAAAAUGGGUGAUUGCCGCAUUGGCCUUUGCUUUUUAUGACUGAACAUAAUCAUAUCCUUUAAUCGAGGGCACACAUCAAAUACAGCAUGAAUCAGCCAGCAGUAAGCAGAGCACCUUCAGGGAAGCACGCUCAUCCCUUUCCUUCCAAAAUUUUUUUACUACCUACUUAUGUCCAUUUAAAAAAAAAUGAAAGAUACUUGAUGAA
This is a messenger RNA of Durio zibethinus, 2496 nucleotides long. RefSeq lists its product as uncharacterized. NCBI's taxonomy places the organism in Eukaryota, Viridiplantae, Streptophyta, Magnoliopsida, Malvales, Malvaceae. Gene Ontology annotation, cellular component: ESCRT-0 complex. The record is from RefSeq and is a predicted model, not a curated record. Gene Ontology annotation, molecular function: ubiquitin binding; metal ion binding; phosphatidylinositol-3-phosphate binding. Gene Ontology annotation, biological process: protein targeting to vacuole; protein transport to vacuole involved in ubiquitin-dependent protein catabolic process via the multivesicular body sorting pathway.